Molecule: messenger RNA, 1398 nt
Organism: Chelonus insularis
Lineage: Eukaryota; Metazoa; Arthropoda; Insecta; Hymenoptera; Braconidae
Exons: 2
Coding region: 201-1244 (347 amino acids)
Source: RefSeq, a predicted model, not a curated record
ACCACCAGCUGAUUGUACUGUAGAAUGUUAGUAAAAAAAAAUUGAACAAACUAAGACUUUAGAUUAUUGUGAUGGUUUUUUUUCUAAAAUAAGAAUUUACUUACUCAUAGAGUAAUAUUAAGAUCCUUUUAACUUAAAUUGUUCAUAUAGUUAAUGAAUUUUGGAGUUUCAUUACAUAUUAAGGAACAUAUACAACGAUAAUGAUAGGAAAAAAUGAUCAAACUGAUAGUGAUAAAACAACUCGGAUGAAAAUAAUUACCGAGAAAAAACAAGUACUUGAAGAGAAUGCUGCAAAGGUACGUGCUCAAGUGACAAAUUGUUUUGAUGAUUUAAGAAACAGUUUAAAAUCAAGAGAAAAACAAUUACUACGACAAAUAGAAGCUAUUCACAAUCAGCAAUUAUCUAUAAUUCAAUCUAAUUGGGAGCUCGUGGGUACUGAGCCAUCUAUCACCGUCAACUUAGAUGAAGUAAAAAAUUUUCAAGAUAUCAUCUCUAAACUAGGAAAAAUUGAGUUACCAGAUAAAGAGAGUCUCAUUGUGAAAAAUUUAGAUCCUUAUAAAGUUCAAGAAUAUGAAGAUGCUAAUAAGGAUAUUGUAAAUUUUGAUAAAUCUCUAAACAUUCAUCAAAGUGAAACCAAUGUUAUCAUUAAAUUAUCAAAUCUUCAGUAUAAAAGAGAUUCAAUGAGCCCAUCAAAUCAUAGUGAUUUCAGUGAUUUAAAGAUUUCAUUUCCAAGUAAUUCUAUCAAUGUCACAAACGAUUCUGAGUUAAAAACCAAAAAUAUUAUAUCCCCAAACUUAAGAUCUCAAAAGAAGCUUAAUGAAACAGAUAAUAAUCACUGUCCAUUAUCGUGUUCACAAGAUAGUACUUUAAUAAUACCUCAUCCCUCAUCUGACAACGUAAAUAACAGCAUCCUUAAUGGAUCUUUGUGUUCAAGUGAAACAAAAGUAGAAAACUCUGAAAACGAAAUUACUCCUUUAUCUUCACCAGUUUUUAUAGAACAAAAUGAACAGGAAAGUAAUGGAAAUAGUCUUGAUAAUUUUAAGGAUAGUGUAGACGAAUUUAUUAAUGUGAAUGGUGACGUUAAUAAUGCUCAGGAAAAAAAUUCAACUGAUGAACAUCCAAAACAAAUUCAACAAUGGUUACAACAGAUUUUAAUAGAAUCUGAAACAGAACCACCAGUACAAGAAGUCGGGUCAUUUACAGAAAUAUCGAAAUUUCACAACGAAUCUCCAUUAGGCACAUAAUAGAUUUAGUUUUAAUUUGAAUGAUCGUAUAUUUAAAAAUGUUGCCACAUAAGAAAUUUUUCUAUCAAUUAGAUUAACAUAACAUUAAUUGAUAAGAAUAAUUUUAAACUGUCAUAAGCUAGAGAUUAAUAUUUCAUCGCUUUAAAAUUCACUA